This is a messenger RNA of Odontomachus brunneus, 2206 nucleotides long. Its product is annotated as SET domain-containing protein SmydA-8-like. NCBI's taxonomy places the organism in Eukaryota, Metazoa, Arthropoda, Insecta, Hymenoptera, Formicidae. Bases 664 to 2112 code for a protein of 482 amino acids. The transcript has 8 exons. Gene Ontology annotation, molecular function: protein binding. The record is from RefSeq and is a predicted model, not a curated record.
GACAUUCCGAUUAUGUAAUUCAUUCAUAACUACACUCGCGUAGGGAUUGCGAAGGCUGAACUAGCUGUCAUUCUUCUAACACAGACGGGCUUUAAUGAUACGUCAUUUCUGGCAAAGGUUUACUAUAAAUACAGGCGCAUUACAAUGACGCUCCUUUGCAAUCCUGCCAUUGAACUCGAGCUUGAGCUUGCACAGUCGUUAAACUCUCUGUGAAGAGGCGUUAAACUAAAUUAAGGCUUACAAAACUCGGGGACAAAUCUGUGAAUCUAACAUCGAAUCUACCGAUAUUAUUCCAGUCAAAGAUCAGAAUAUAAUAUAAUAACGGAUAUAAAAAUAUAAUAAAAUUAGAAUAAUAUCUAUUCGUGGCAACUGGUGAUAGCGAUCGACAGUCAAAAAGUUUUUCAAUAUUUAUAACGUUAAAAGCUGAUUUUUUAACGUAACUAAAGUUACAUCAAUUUAAACACUAACUAAACUACAAACUAAAUACAAAUUUCACUAAACUUGAUUCGGCGUUUCUUUGCCAAAUCAAACUUCUUGCCUUAAGUAAGCACAAAAUUGGCUCGAUGCCUUGAUAAAACGGUACAAAAGACGUGUUUGUCAUCACAACAAAUCAGUACGUGUCAACAAGGAAAUAUCGAGCUACUCCAAGGCGCCGUAUCCGCGAUGGAGCCGCGACAGACGGAAAAGUUGCUCCAGUCCCACCUGCAAAAGAACGAUCUUCUGCGAGAUGAACCCCGCUCAUGGACCAUCGACCAUUCCUCUCUGGGUGGUCGCGGUAUGUUUGCUACACGAGAUAUCCAAGUCGGCGAGCUUAUCUUCACGGACGCUCCGUUGCUAUUGGGACCGCGAUGCCACAGCAAGUACCUGCCGAUGUGCGUAGUCUGCUACAAGAGCGGCUGUCCUCUCUUCCCAUGCGAUCACGGUUGCGGCCUGCCGAUCUGCUCGACAGAAUGCGAGAACUCGGUGGCGCAUGCACAAGCCGAGUGCCGGUUCCUCCAAGAAUGGGCGCCCACCUGCGGCUCCACUUGGUCCCAGGAUCUUUUGCUAACGGUAGUGCUGAUACGCGCCCUCGCGCUCUCGAAGGAACAACGCACAUUCUUGUCCGUCUUACAGUGCCACUCGAAUCUAAAUCCUAAUUAUGAGGUCGACAUGCUGAUGAGAAACGUGUCUCAAAUGCCUAGCGACGAGCAACUGGCAUUCAUGAGACAUAUCUGUGGAAUCUUCAAUACGAACUCCUUCGAGGUCGUGAUUGCGCGGCACGAGGAUUGUGCGGUGAGUCUACGCGGUCUUUAUCCGUUGGGCGCAUUACAGAAUCAUUGCUGCGUGCCGAACACCAGGCAUCACUUCGACGACCAGCAACGGCUACACGUGAGUGCGGCGCUCCCUAUCGCGGCUGGUGAAGAGCUCACCAUGUGUUACACCAAUCUAUUAUGGGACACGUGCAACAGAAGACGAUUUCUGCGGAUCACUAAAUAUUUCUCCUGCAAUUGCAGUAGAUGCUCCGAUCCCCUGGAAUUCGGAUCCCGGCUUGGAGCGCUUCUCUGUGCCAAGGAGAAUUGCCCAGGAUAUCUACUACCUCGCAAUCCCCUCAAUCGUGAAUCCUCUUGGACCUGUCACAAAUGUCAGACUAAUAUGAACUAUAGACAGAUUGAAUGCAUUCAUUCAGGACUGAACGCACUCGUGCUCGAGGCUAAGUAUAAUACUCCUCAAGAAUUUCUCAGAUUUGUAGAAAUAAAAUUAUCCAAAUUGAUACCAAGUAGUAAUUACAUCAUGAUGGACGCCAAGUAUCGUAUAAUCUCUUACUUUGGCAGAGUUCCCGAACUCACAUGGAAGGAUCUCACUGAUGCGGAACUUAGGAUUAAAAAAGCAUACUGUAACGAUGUGCUUUCCAGCUUGGAUACUUUAGAUUCUGGAGAUUCUAUAAAAAAGGGACUCGUUUUAUAUGAGUUGUAUCGUACAAAUCUUGAAUUAUCUAAACGCCAAACUUCCAGAGAUGAGAACAAUCGGAUACAUCAGAAUGUGAAAAAUGAUGACAACGAACGUCUGUUACGAAAGGCCAUGAAUAUAUUGCAAAAUGAUGUUGGUGCGGCCCUCGUUCGCAGAAGUGAUUAAUACAAAGACACCGCUUAAAACAACCAUAUUUAUUGCAUUACAUUCGAUGUCUGCAUGGAUAUGGGUAUACAUACAUAUAUACAUAUAUAUAUAU